Messenger RNA from Daldinia vernicosa, 1173 nucleotides. RefSeq lists its product as uncharacterized. The transcript is spliced from 3 exons. Gene Ontology annotation, biological process: endoplasmic reticulum tubular network organization. The record is from RefSeq and is a predicted model, not a curated record. Gene Ontology annotation, cellular component: endoplasmic reticulum tubular network. The coding region runs from base 1 to 1173 and encodes 390 amino acids. NCBI's taxonomy places the organism in Eukaryota, Fungi, Ascomycota, Sordariomycetes, Xylariales, Hypoxylaceae.
AUGGUGUCUUUUUGGCCUUGGAAGGGCGAUGUCUCUUCCCCGUCCUCUUUCGAGAAGACCCUCUCGACUCUUUCCAACAAGAUCACAACCACCCAAACCCAACUUGACCGAGCGCGAUCCCGUGCCCGUCGCAUCAAAGUUCUCUGGACUCUCUACCUCGCCUUCGCUUACCUGGUUUACGCCGUUGUCUUGACCUUAGUGGUCGGGUGGCAGAAUCUUGGCCCGUGGGAAUGGACUGGAAUGGCUGGCGGCCCUGUGUUCAUCUAUCUCGUCAGGACCCUUACCAAUGCCUACUUCAGCUUUCGCAUCGAUACACUUGAGUCUCGUCUCAAAGACUACCAAACCGAACGCGCCAAGACGAUUCAAAGGCUAAAAGAUGCUACCAAAUACGACUCCACCCUACAGUUGCUGGAGAAGUAUGGAGGUUCUGGAGAGAAGCGCGUUCCACCUAGAAAACAGACGAUGGAGAGCGAAAACCUCGACAGCGAGCAGAGAAGAGGGGGCAAUAAGAAAUCACGACAAGGUACAGAUUCCGAUAUUCCUAGCUCGAGAAUCAACAUUCCCCCUCCGCCAACCGCCAACAUCCAAAGACCGCCUCAGCCUCCUAUUCUAGGAGCCGUGGAGUCUCGCCCGGGCUCUUCUCGUCCGGGCUCUUCUCGUAUACCCAACCAUCACACACCACACCCAAACCAGCAAUCUAUGGAAGAAUUCGCGCCUAAUGCUGGCCCACUUCCGCCAUCGUAUUCCCAUUAUGAUAUUAAUACAGGUUCACACCACUGGUAUGACCGCAUCAUGGACCUCAUGCUCGGUGAAGAUGAGAUGGCACCUAAAAAUCGCAUCGUAUUAAUAUGUCAAAAUUGUCGCCUGGUGAACGGACAAGCCCCUCCGGGGACGCAGUCGUUGUCGGAGUUGGGCAGAUGGAGAUGUAUGUCCUGCGGAGCAUCAAAUGGAGAAAUAGAUGAGGGUAAGAAGAUCAUUCGAGAGGUUCUCCGAUCAAACGAACCAGGUACUGCACUGGGAGGCGAGGACCGCGAUAGUGAUCUAUCAAGCGACUUGAUUAAAGGCGAGAAUGGCAGCUCCGAUGCCGGGGAUACGGAUGGAGGAGAGGCGUCCACUGCCACGCAGCAAUCGAGCCAGAGGCAUCGCACUAAAAAAUCACAAAUGGUUCCAUAA